UGGAGAAAUCACUCCUUCCCGAGGGCCAAAAAUAAGUGUCGUGUCAAGAAAAAGAGUGCGUGUGUCCCGAGACAAGAUCUGAACCAAGGGCCUUAAGAAAAAGGAGUAUUUUGCCACUCUGUUGUAGGUCCAUCCCAACCACGAACUAAAUAUACGUCCGUUAUCCCAACGCAUCCAUACUCGGAACAAGAAACUUAAACAAAGACCGCAAUGCCAAUAAUAGAAAAAAAUUUGCAGUAAACAAAAAUUAGGGGAAACACCGUAUAGCAUUAAAAUAUAGCAGUUCCACAAUUUUAAAGUGUUUGUUGGUGACACAGGAAAUGAAACCGAAAAAUGUCCAAAAGUUGAUACUGUAGUCCUCUCCCCUGCCAACCUAACGCCUCCGCAUUCAAUGUUUACUUCCGGUUGAAAGACAGGCCACGCGAGAGCCACUGAAAGGGGGUGACUAUUGGUUUUAUUUGUGUCGAUGUCCUGCCAGGAAGAAAGUUAUGUCGCUGCCAGUUGAUGGCGAUGUCCAUGAGCUUCGUUUGGGGCAAAGCUUUGAGCCCCAUUCACGAGUGGCAUUUCAUUCGUUUCGAUAUGACUUUAAGCCAGCUUCAGUUGACACAUCCAAAGAAGCAAAGGUAGAAGUUGGGGAAGGUCACCAAGUAACUGUCACUGUCCCUCAUGUUGCUGGGGCAGGUACAUCUCAUACAGUAUUCAAGGGAAACAAGAAACCCACAGCCAAAGAAUGUGUGCUGAUCAUAGACCAUGAAACAGGCACUUACACAUUGGAGAAGCUGGACCAGAGUGUGCUAGUUAAGAAAACCAGAUUUGAGGGUAGUGGUAAAAAUCAUCGUCCCACCACACCAGUUGAUGCUAAAAAGUCUUCACCAUCUAAAGGCAAAAACUCCAAGAGCAGUCCCUCUUCAAUGCGAGAUUCCCCCUCAAUAACACCUCUUCACAGUGAUGCAGAUAAAGAUGACAUUGCCCGUAUCCAUGACCUGAGUUCGGAUUCAGAUGCAUCUGAAGAUGAGGAUAUGGUGGAGGUUCCGGAUGGGACAUCAAAUGGUGUGUACCAGAAUGGAUUUGGGCAGCCCACACCAACAUACACUUCUGUUGACAGCAUGCUGAAGGAUGACUUGGAACUGAGUGAGUCAGGAAGUGAUAGUGACUGAAGAGCAGAAGAUUGCUUUUGAAAGAAUGUAGAAUUCUUUUAGAUCAGACUUCUGAGGAGGUGUUAAGUAAUGGAGUUAGUGGUGUAUAUUUUACUUCCGCACUGCUUUUACACUGGUCGUAACAUUGUAAUAUUCAUGUUUUUGUGUUUUAUUUAAUGUUUGUUUUUGAUGCAUGAUUGGUUUUGUGAUGAUAUGUCUUGAACGUGUGGAAAUGCUAUUUUAUUAGUACACUGCAUGAUGCUGGAACUCAGUCUUGUCAACAUUCAAGUACACCAUUAUUGUCAACAGCUUCUGCCAGACAACAUUGCUGUGAAAUGAUUUUGCUGCCAUUUUUUUUAUCUUUUGUGUUCACUUGGUCAAAGCUGUGGACAAUGAAGAGCAUUUUUUUUAUGCUUGAUUGCUUUAAGAGAACAGGUUAUUACAAAUCUGUACAGUGUCUUCUGUUUUUCUUCUUCUAUUUGAAACAGACAAAUGCCAGCUUAAUGUACUUGAGAUUUAAUUUAUUGCCUGAAGGUAAAAAAAGGGAAAUUAAGUAUCCAAAAAUUAAUCCUCAUUCUUUGACAACCCAUUACAAAAACAGAUAGAAUGUGUGUUUUUUCUGAUUUAUCACUACUACAUUUAUAUUAGAUAUUAACUGGGGUGAUCAUCACAGUUCUUGCUUGGUGGUUGGAACUAGUUUCUUGCCUAAAUUGCAGACUUGAUUUUGUGCUAAAAUGAUGUGCUAUAAACAAGAAAGUGAGGUACCUUUCCCUUUUAAUCCCCGAAAAAUUAUAAAGUGGUAACAUGCAAAGGUAUUGCAAAAGCUUCCGUUACAUGGAGUUAAGUAGGAUAUGUGAACGUUUUUGAAAUAAGAAGAAUAAUUAUUGGAACAUGCAACAGGGGAAACAGGUGGAAGAAAUUCUAAAUUUAUACUAAAACUUAACAGCUUGAACAUUUUUAUUAUAAAAUUUGUUUGUCGGAUUGUGAUAGAAUGGUGGCAUGCAAUGUGCAUUUGUGCUGAGAAAUCAUGUUAAAUGACAUGUGUUACAUGUACACUCAGCCAACCUGCAUAUACUCUUGAGACAGUACUGUAGCAGUAUUUUUAUUUAUAAAUUGUAAACUCUCCAUAAUCCAAAAGCAAAACAUAUUACCUGCUUUUGCAGGAUUUCAUUCUCAUGCGGAGAACUGUUUGAGUAAAACCACUGGUCAUUUGUCAGUUUCUCCUACUGAUGUUCAGCCACAUUAAGGAGGCCAUCUUCCCCUCUGAUACUACUGUCAGUAUUGCAUAGGCAGCACUACAUGAAAGUAAGUAGUAGUAUGCUACUGAGAAACACUGGCGCAAAAAAAAGGCCCCGAAAGCAGUGAAGAAUGUAGGUUUCAUAGUUGAACUAGGUGGUAGAAUUCUGUGUAAUUGCUUAUCCCCUGUCCAUGCUCAUGAUUGUUCUUCUAUUGAAAUCAAAAUGGUUCAUCAGAAGAGUUUUGAAGGCAGCAUGUUGUUGUAAGGUGUUGAAACAGAACUGUACAGAAAAAAAAAUUAUAUAUAUAUAAGCUGAAAUCCUUUCAGAUUUACUCCAUCACCAAAUGUAACUACAAUUAAGAUGUAAUUUGCUGCAAUGUGAAUAGUCUUAGUAACUUAUAAAGCUUCGAAAACAAGACUAGUGCUUUAAAAGUGUGCAAGUCACCAGGUGUUAAAGGUGAUUAAAAUGUCCGAUUGAUGUUA
Molecule: messenger RNA, 2856 nt
Organism: Pomacea canaliculata
Lineage: Eukaryota; Metazoa; Mollusca; Gastropoda; Architaenioglossa; Ampullariidae
Product: ELL-associated factor 1-like
Exons: 7
Coding region: 489-1157 (222 amino acids)
Biological process (GO): positive regulation of DNA-templated transcription; regulation of transcription elongation by RNA polymerase II
Cellular component (GO): super elongation complex
Molecular function (GO): transcription elongation factor activity
Source: RefSeq, a predicted model, not a curated record